Messenger RNA from Podarcis raffonei (Aeolian wall lizard), 7714 nucleotides. RefSeq names its product Rap guanine nucleotide exchange factor 6 (gene RAPGEF6). Gene Ontology annotation, molecular function: protein binding; guanyl-nucleotide exchange factor activity. NCBI's taxonomy places the organism in Eukaryota, Metazoa, Chordata, Lepidosauria, Squamata, Lacertidae. Gene Ontology annotation, biological process: small GTPase-mediated signal transduction; positive regulation of ERK1 and ERK2 cascade. Bases 1592 to 6577 code for a protein of 1661 amino acids. The transcript is spliced from 31 exons. The record is from RefSeq and is a predicted model, not a curated record.
UCGAUACUCCGUGUAAGGCGCCCGCCUUCGCGGCUUCUGAAAAACUCCCUGGCUCGGGUGCGUUUUUUGUGGCGAGUGUGAGAAGGGAUGCCUUUAUCCCCAGUUUUUAUUUCGGCGAAUCGUGGUGGGUUAUCUCUCAUUUUGUUUCUCUAGAAGGAGAAGCAGCGGAGGAAGUUUUGAGUCGCCGGUUGAACUUGUGCGUCUCAUCCCCCGCCCGCGCAAAGGAUGAGCAGUCUCUGAGAGGACGAGAACCGCAAAGCCAGCCCCGUCCCUGCGAGCGAACGAGUGAGCGAGAGGCAGCGGGCGGGCCGAAGAAAGUCCGGAGACUUUGGCCGGUAACUUCUAACCCAGCAAGUAUCCCGCCCGCUCCCGAGCCGAAGGAGGAGGAGAACGAGGAAAAGGACGAGCGGACUCCCUCCGCCUGGGGAGGAUGAAGCAGCCGCCGCCUGCGCCGCGCGCCCGUCGGGCAGCCGCGGGAGAAGCCUGGAGGAGCCCCGGGCGGGCACCGCGCCGCUGAGGGGAGGAAGGGAGCGAACGGGGACCCAGCCCAGGACCCCCCGGCCGGACGACGUCCCUGCGCGCCCCACGGAGAGCGGUUUGUGUCGCUUCAACGCCCUCAACGGACACUUUCUCUCCCACCCCCGUUGCCCCGCUGACACGGGAGUUCCUUGCUCCGCGUGACAGAAUUUCACACACACACGAGUCAGUCAGGCAGCGUCUCUCCUCCCCGCCCCACAUCUUUCUUUUUUCUCUCUCUCACUUUCUCUCCCCCCCCCCAUUUCACUCUCCGCCCCAAAUUAGCAAGUCGCAGCGAAGCUUCCGUUUGUACGAGCGGAGUCCCAGCCACAACCCCCUUUCCCCUCCUCCCAUUCCUUCUCCUAAAAUUUCACCAUCGGAUUUAACACCCCCCCUCAUCCCCGCCCUCCAUAUUUCUGGAAUCCGUUGGCUCGCCUUCCCCGCUCCGUCCCUCCCUCUUCCCCAUGGCUGAGCCACCCCCUCCCAACACCUGGAUUCGGCCAUGCCUCCCCCCCCUACCCCACUGACCCUCUCGCCAGGUUUCCCGAGCCCUCCAUGUGCUUAAUCUGACCCCCCCCCCCGGCGGCUCUCCCUUGGCGCGGAUUCUGGAGGAGAAUUUGGCCACCCGACUUCCAAACAUUUUUUCCUUCCAGAAACCACAAACACUCCCCUCUUUCUCUUUUCCAAAACAUUUUCCUCCUUUGAACCUUGUGGCGUUAUGAGGUCUUUUCUUGGAUCCCGCUCCCAAGAUCCCUGCUGGAAGAGAAGAAGCGGUGUGGCUACUGUUUUCAUUCCUUGAUCGUGCUGUAAAAAGUUUCUAAACCUUGGAAGGAGAUGAAACUCUGGAUGUUUUCUUCCCUGUUGGACCUCUCUGGGGAUGCGGAAUAUGUAUUGGAGGUGCUGAGAUCUUCGUGAAACCUUUCAGUUCCUCAGAUUUGCCCGUUGUCUGGAAUUACUUUAAAAAAACCCACCACAACCUCUUCAAGACCAUUAUUGUUGUAACAAGGGGGUUUGGCUGGACUUGGGGGAAAAAACCUUUUGUGAACUAGGACAACUGGAUAACAAGAGUAAUAGGAUGACAUCUCUUGUGGAUCCCAGGAUUAAACAAGCACUGCGGAAAAAGCCAUCAGAAAGAACUCAAGAGGAAUUAAAUACUAUCUACUACUAUCUUCAUGGAAUGGACAUACUGUCUCAUCUCAGGGAGCAUCAGUUAAGAAUUAUGACUUCCAGUGCACGUUACAAAAGGUACGAUGGAAAUCAAGUUUUGUUUUGCUCAGACACUAUUGCAAGAUGCUGGUAUAUUCUUCUUUCUGGAUCUGUGCUUAUGAAGGACUCCAUGUUUUUGCCACCUUGCAGCUUUGGCAAGCAGUCUGGAGGAAAACGAGGUUGCGAGUGUAUUGUAUUGGAGCCUUCUGAAAUGAUUGUGGUGGAUAACUCGAAAGAGAAUGAAGACAACAUCCUGCAAAGGGAAGUGCCCCUCCGACAAUCUCGACGAAGGUUUAGGAAGAUUAACCAGAGGGGAGAACGUCAGACCAUCACAGAUAACGUGGAUGUUAGCAGCUAUCUUUCGCUUCCUGCAGACCUGACCAAGAUGCAUCUCACAGAUGGUCAACAUCCACAGGUGACACAUGUCCCCUCAAGUCAGUCUGGUUGCAGCAUUGCUAGUGAUUCUGGGAGUAGCAGUUUAUCUGACAUCUACCAAGCUACAGAAAGUGAGAUGGGAGAUGUAGAUCUAACUGGUCUCCCAGAAGCACCAGUUGAUUCUGAAGACGAUGAAGAAGAAGAUGAAGACAUUGACAGAACUUCAGAUCCACUGCUGGGGAGAGAUGUUGUACGGGAAUGCCUUGAAAAGGAACCUGCUGACAAAACAGAUGAUGACAUUGAACAAUUAUUGGAAUUCAUGCACCAGCUUCCAGCAUUUGCAAACAUGACUAUGUCUGUAAGGAGAGAACUCUGCUCAGUGAUGAUAUUUGAAGUUGUAGAACAAGCAGGAGCCAUCAUUCUUAAUGAUGGGCAAGAACUUGAUUCUUGGUAUGUUAUUUUAAAUGGCACUGUGGAAAUCAGCCAUCGAGAUGGGAAAACAGAAAGUCUCUGUAUGGGAAAUAGUUUUGGAAUUACUCCCUCUCUGGAAAAGCAAUAUAUGAAUGGUGUAGUUCGGACCAAAGUAGAUGACUGCCAGUUUGUAUGUAUAGCCCAGCAGGAUUAUUGGAGAAUUCUGAACCAUGUUGAAAAAAAUACACACAAGGUUGAAGAAGAAGGAGAAAUUGUUAUGGUGAAAGAGCACAGAGAGCUGGACCGCAGUGGAACCAGGAAAGGACACAUUGUCAUUAAGGCAACACCUGAACGCCUGAUUACACAUUUAAUAGAAGAACAUUCUAUUGUGGAUCCAACAUACAUUGAAGACUUUCUCUUGACAUACAGAACAUUUUUGGCAAGCCCCCUGGAAGUUGGGGAUAAACUAUUGGAAUGGUUUCAAGUAGACAGUCUCAGGGACAAGGUUACCCGAGUUGUACUAUUGUGGGUGAACAACCAUUUUAAUGAUUUUGAGGGAGAUCCAGCCAUGACACGUUUUUUGGAAGAAUUUGAAAAAAACUUGGAAAAUGCGAAAAUGAAGGGGCACCUCAGAUUACUAAACAUCGCCUGUGCAGCCAAGGCAAAAUGGAGACAAAUCACAUUGCAGAAGCCUUCUAGAGACUCCCCACUUUUCUUCAGCCUCCUUGGAGGAAGUGAAAAAUGUUUUGGUAUUUUUGUGGAGACAGUAGAACCAGGAAGCAAAGCAGCAGAAGCUGGGCUUAAACGUGGUGAUCAGGUAAUGGAAGUAAAUGGGCAAAACUUUGAGAAUAUUACAUUUGCAAAAGCCACUGAAAUCUUGAGAAACAAUACUCAUCUUUCCAUCACUGUAAAAACAAAUAUUUUUGUGUUCAAAGAGCUGCUUAGCAGGAUAGGGCAGGAGAAGAAUGGAGUUCCUCAUAUUCCAAAAAUUGCAGAAAAGAAAAAUAAUCGCUAUUCCAUCCCAGAUAUUCCUGGAGAUGUGGAACAGAUGUUUCCACGCGAGAAAGGAAACAAGAAAAUAAAGGCAAACACUGUGUCUGGUGGAAGAAACAGAAUAAAGAAAAUUUUAGACAAGACGCGAUUCAGCAUCUUACCUCCGAAAUUGUUCAGUGAUGGUAGUGUAAGCCAGUCACAGGACGACAGCAUUGUGGGGACAAGGCAAUGCAGACACAGUUUGGCAAUUAUGCCUAUUCCUGGCACGCUCUCGUCCAGCAGUCCUGAUCUCUUGCAGCCUACAACCAGCAUGUUGGAUUUUUCUAACCCUUCAGCGGUUGGUUUUUACUACAUUCCAGAUCAGGUUAUAAGAGUUUUCAAAGCCGAUCAACAGAGCUGUUACAUUAUCAUAAGCAAAGACACUACAGCAAAAGAAGUCGUAAGCCAUGCAGUCCACGAAUUCAAUUUGACAGGAGGCUCAGAGACCUAUUCUCUCUGUGAGGUUUCUGUGAGUCCCGAAGGAGUUAUCAAACAGAGAAGGCUUCCUGAUCAGUUCUCAAAGUUAGCUGAUCGGAUUCAGCUGAAUGGAAGGUAUUACUUGAAAAAUAAUAUGGAAACUGAGACUCUAUGCUCAGAUGAAGAUGCUCAAGAAUUGCUUAGAGAGAGCCAGAUUUCCCUUUUACAGCUGAGCACCAUUGAGGUAGCUACCCAGCUAUCAAUGAGAGACUUUGAGUUAUUUCGGAACAUUGAACCUACUGAAUAUAUUGAUGAACUAUAUAAACUUGAAUCUAAAACGGGGAAUGCUAAUCUAAAGCAGUUUGAGGAUGUUAUGAAUCAAGAGACAUUUUGGGUUGCCACAGAAAUUUUAUCAGAGCCAAACCAGCUUAAAAGGAUGAAGAUAGUAAAACAUUUCAUAAAAAUUGCUCUCCAUUGUCGAGAGUGCAAGAAUUUCAACUCUAUGUUUGCUGUUAUAAGUGGUCUUAAUCUGGCACCAGUAGCCCGACUUAGGGGUACAUGGGAAAAGUUACCAAGCAAGUAUGAAAAGCACCUACGAGAUCUUCAAGACCUUUUUGAUCCAUCUAGAAACAUGGCAAAGUAUCGCAACAUCCUUAGCAGUCAGAGCAUGCAGCCUCCAAUUAUUCCACUUUUUCCUGUUGUCAAGAAGGAUAUUACAUUUAUGCAUGAAGGAAAUGAUUCAAGGGUGGAUGGCUUGGUAAAUUUCGAGAAGCUCAGAAUGAUUGCCAAAGAGAUUCGUCAAGUCAUCAGAAUGACUUCUGCUAAUAUGGAUCCUGCAGUAAUGUUCAGACAAAGGAAGAAGAGGUGGAGGAGUUUGGGAUCACUAAGUCAGGGCAGCACAAACUCAAACAUGUUGGACGUUCAAGGAGGCGCACACAAAAAACGUGCCCGGCGCAGCUCCCUUCUAAAUGCCAAAAAAUUGUAUGAGGACGCUCAGAUGGCCAGGAAAGUCAAACAAUACCUCUCCAAUCUGAAUGUGGAAACGGAUGAAGAAAAGUUCCAGAUAAUGUCACUUCAGUGUGAACCUGCGUAUAGCACUUUGACGAAAAAUCUAAGUGAAAGACGAGGUGGAAAAGCUGUAGAAAUGUCUCCCAUGCCACUGAGAUCUGUUGGCCAAACUACAAAAGUUCAUCUACAUCAGCAAAACAGAAUGAGUCAAGUCCUUCAGGUUCCAGCUGUUAACUUGUACCCCAUUAGGAAAAAAGCACCAGCGAAGGACCAUGUGACUUUUAGUGCAGGUUCUCCUCAGAAGUCAAUGAGUUUGUCUGAGGAAACAAACAGUAAAAAACAAGCAGAAGACAAUAUAUCUAUGGCAUCUUCUUUGCAUUCCAGUCCUCCUGCUUCUCCUCAGGACUCCCCACGCAAAGCUGGUAAUCCCCAGAGGUCCGAUCACUGCAGCCAGAUCAACCUCUCUGGCUCGUCCUCAUCUCUUGCAAGCGAAGCAAGCAACAAGAACAGUGGACAGCGCAGCUACGGAAUAGGCUAUGCCCUGAUACCAUCUGCAAAAUCGGAGAAUUUUUCAGAUUCCAGCCACAGCGAGAUCUCUUCACGGUCCAGCAUUGUGAGCAACUGCUCUGCUGACUCCAUGUCUGCAGCCCUUCAGGAUGAAAGAUGUCUGGCUCAGGCUGUCGUAGUUGUGGAUUCAGUAGGAGCAGUUGAAAGGAAGGAGCACCCUCAUCCGUCCUCUGAAUACAGCCAGCCUUGCCCUGGUUGGCCACUGUCCAGACCUCCCGUGAUCCGAGGCCUGCCUGUCCCAUCUUCCAUGAGCACGGAGGAGAUUUCCCACGAACACAUCACGAUAGAAGCAGCAGAUAGUGGUCGUGGGAGCUGGACCUCCUGCUCCAGUAGUUCUCAUGAUAACUUCCAAAAUAUCCAGAACCAGAAAGGCUGGGACCUCUUAAACUCUUACCGCCACGCUCACUUAGAAAGGGCCAUUGCUGAAGUAGAACCAUCAAGCAGCUGCCCUGAAGAGAUUCACUUGCAGCCCCACGCCCACUCAAACAGCAGCAGGCAAUCCAAAACGGGCAUGGACUUUGACCAAUCCCGGCAGAGCUGGGCUUCAUCGAGUUCUCUGUCAGACGCAUAUGAAGCAAACUGUGGGACAGUAAAGCGGCGAGGACUUGACAGCUUAGCAGUAGAGCAAGCUGAAGUUUUGGACUCCAAAGCAGGUGGCGAUACAACAUACAAAACUGUCACUUCCAGUACCGAGAGAGGCCUCAUAGUGUACUGUGUCACCUCACCUAAGGAAGACAAUAGGUAUAGGGAGCCACCGCCCACCCCGCCAGGAUAUAUGGGGAUUUCCUUAGCGGACUUAAAGGAAGGAUCACCUCACCACCCACACCUAAAACCUCCAGACUAUAGUGUGGCGGUGCAGAGGUCAAAGAUGCUGCAUAGCAAGCUCUCUAGGCUCUCCUCCACUCCUCUGAGUAGCGAACCAGUGGCUUGUUUUCCAAAGAAGAUGCCUCAGUUGCAUGGCCGACAGCCGUCCCAUCCUAAGCUAGCAGAUAUGACUGACGCAAAUAGUGAAGAGGAUGAAGAUGAACAAGUUUCAGCAGUCUAGCCUUUGCGCUUCCUGUGAAAAUUGCCCCAAGUCACAGUAACAUUGGAAGAAGGAAUUGUACAAUAUUGUUAGCUGUAGCUGACAGCUUGCUGCUAUUGACUUCAAAUGUUGCAUUUGCUUGUCUUCUGAAUAAUAUGACGGACCUAAUCUGGAUCCUAAUUUUGAACUUCUUUUGCUUCACUGCAAUCAGCUUCACAGCCUAAGAAAACUAUUUAUAUCUUGAGAGAGACAGACAACAAUUUCUAAGGAAUACUGACCCUGAAUUGCAGAAAGCAGAAUCCAGAAGGACCUCCCUUUUAACGAAGUGGGGCCAACUUGGAAACAUUCUUCUGCAGGAAACCUGUAGACGCUUUUGGUAGACUUUGCUCAGAUAUUUUCUUUGUGACCAUUACGGCUCUCAAUUGAAGAAUGUUAUUCUACGUGCUUACGGAACUGCAACACUUCAGCGAAACCAAGGAUACAUCUGCAGCAAUCUGAAGAGUAAUUUAUUAAUUUGGAGUUUAUAAUAAGGCUUUGGUUUGUUUGUUUGUUUAUAUGUGUAUUAGAAUGCUCUGGUUGGCUAAUGUGAAUGCUUUUACAAAGAAAAUAAGGUAACAAAUUAUCUUGGUGUUAAUGACAUGUUUUAUGCUAGCAAAACACCGUGGAUUUCUGAGGAACUGGAUGUCAUGAGUGCAGCUAGAGGUUUACACACAUUGCCACAUAAACCUCUCUUGUAAAAUGCCAAGCCCUGAUGUGUGUAUUGAGUGUGCUUUAAUGUGCAUAGUGUAGUGGAACACUGCCAUCUGUUGGUCCUGUAUUUUAAAACCGGUGAAGUACAUGUGACCGCUGUCCUUUCAGCUAUCAAAUGAACAAGGAAGUACCUGCAGUUCUGUUCUUUCCUGCAUUCCAUUUCUUGCCCUUCCGUUGAAUUGAAUCAUGGUGUGUGUGUUACCUUGUAUUUACAGCGCAAUCUCCUGUGAACCCAUCCAGUGCAAGUCCCCUUGCAACAAAUGGAAGAAGCUGCCAGGUCCUGAACUUUUGAGCUUCAUCCAGUUUGCACCGGAGAAGUGCCCAUCAAGUGAUGCUCAGCUUGAGGUGUUCAAAACUUACAAGGAGAACCUUGGAAAUUGAAACGGGACGUUAGGUUUUUGUUCUUCU